Molecule: messenger RNA, 948 nt
Organism: Daucus carota subsp. sativus
Lineage: Eukaryota; Viridiplantae; Streptophyta; Magnoliopsida; Apiales; Apiaceae
Exons: 1
Coding region: 1-948 (315 amino acids)
Source: RefSeq, a predicted model, not a curated record
AUGACAAAUCUUGAUCAGAGUUGGAUUAGUAACCGGUUGCAACGAGAUAAAAUUACUCUAAAUUUAGAAUAUAGGGAAGGUGUAGAGGAAUUUUUGAAUUUUGCAAGCUUGAAAAUGGAGGGAGGUAUGAUGAAUUGUCCUUGCAAGCUUUGUAAAAAUUUGAAUUGGUUAGGGGUAGAUGAUGUUCGGUUUCAUUUGAUAUCCGAGGGUAUGAUGGAGAGUUAUACGAUAUGGACUUCGCACGGAGAGGUUUCGCAAAAAAGUAAAAAGCGAAAAUCAUGUGAAACGCGAGAAUGUCGUAGGGUAGUAGAUGAUCAUGUUGAUAUCAACUCCAUGUUACAUGAUUUUGCCGGUUCGAAUCAUGAAUUUUAUGAUACCACGGGUACUACUAAUGUUGAAGAAGCUCCUAAUGAUAGUGCUAAAGAAUUUUAUAAGGCGAUUGUUGGAAAUGGUGCUCCUAUUUAUCUCGGUUGCACAAAAUUUACAAGGUUAAGUUUUACCGUAAAAUUGUUGGAGUUCAAAAAUGCGUCUAAUUGUAGUGACAAAGCCUUCAACAGUUUGAUUAAGAUCAUUAUGGACGUGUUACCAAAACAUCACACAUUACCCGAGUCUUAUUAUGAGAUGAAAAAGGUUAUGAAAAGUUUAAGGGUGGAAUAUGAAAAAAUUGAUGUGUGCGAGAAUGAUUGUAUGCUAUUUUAUGGAGAUGACAAAGAUAAAAUUGUGUGUGAUAUAUGUAGUUGUAAUCGAUAUUUGGAUAAAUCAAGGAAAAAUGGUAAGAAAAUUCCGAGAAAAAUUUUAAGACAUUUUCCUUUGAUUCCCCGACUGCAACGGUUAUAUAUGUCGGCACAUACAUCCGACCAUAUGAGGUAUUACAAAAAUCGAGAGGUCAAUGAAAAAGAAAUAUCUCACCCUGCGGAUGGAGACGAAUGGAAGAAUUUUGACCUCUGA